ACUCUAGCAGCCAUUCAUGUGGUCCAUUCACAUUCAGCCCACGAGCCCCUUAAACCCGCAGGGAGACGAGACAUGAGGGCAACUCUCUGCCUGCAGACCGAGACUUUUUCUGCCAGUUACAGGCUGAGAUAAAGGUUUGGGGGAGAACCACUCAAACCACUCAACUAUUCCGGCUACAUGUUUUAAGUAUCCAGCUUUCCCUUUGGGGUGCAUGAUCAACCAGCCCACUUAAACUCAAGAGGUGAUGUCGAACUGCAACAGUUUUUGUGUUGCCUGCACCAGGACCUUGUACAGCUGCCACUGGGGAAAGCCACAAAAAACAACCAAGAGCAAACAAAAAGCAUAUUUGUGGGUCACCAUUCUCUCAGUGGUCACUUUAUUAGCCCUCGCCUGGAUGUAUAUUUGUCUGGUCAGUUAUAAUGAUCAAGACGAUGUCAACUGGAAAGGUUUCGCUGCUCUGCAGUUGUGGAUCAACUGGUUUAUGGUACUGAUCAUUCUUUCUGCUUUGUUAAGUGGCUAUUGUGUCUUCCUGCUGUGUUUUGCAUUGUUCCAAGUUGCUUUUAAAGAACCACUAGAUCUACACUGGACACACAAGAUUUUUCUUUUCUGUGGGUUUGUGUUCAUUACUGCUGGAGUUACAGGCAUCACUUUUAUGUGGCAAGAAGAAUGGGUGACUGUUCAGCUCUCACUGGAGGCCACAGGCCCCUUUUUGCAGUUUGGCGCUGUUGGAGCUUUGACUCUGAUGAGCAAACUUGUUUUUAAAGCAGUCUUCUUCACCACUAGUAAAAAAUUUUCUAGGUAUGUCAUUGGUGCAACAUUUACUGUGGUGUCCGCAGCCAUCUUUUUAUGUCCCUUGUGGAUCCAGUCUCCUUGUUUCAUAGAGAAGAAAGACUUGCCUCCCAAACCAAAGCUGAUAGGGCAUCGAGGUGCACCCAUGCUUGCCCCAGAAAACACCAUUAUGUCAUUUAAUCGCAGCAUAUCAUGUGGAGUUAAAGCCUUUGAGACAGAUGUACAGCUCAGUAAGGACGGAGUACCCUUUCUUAUGCAUGACCACAACACCAAGUUUCUCCUGAGAACGACAGAUGCUAAAGAUAAAUUUCCAAACAAAACUUUGAGUGGGGGUACAAGUCUGACAUGGGCUGAGUAUCAGAGAUUGAACGCAGGUGAAUGGUUUGUCCAGACGGACCCCUUUAGAACAGUUUCACAGCUCUCUGAGGAUGAGAAGGCACUGGCCGGAAAUCAGACAAUUCCCUCUUUACUACAACUCCUCAACUUGGCUCAGGAUCACAACAUCUCUGUAAUGUUUGAUUUGUACAGUUUCAAUGAAUCCAACCUAGAAAAUAACACAGUGGAAAUAGUGAAAACCAUCCAACUCUCUGGCAUUAACCCGGAUCUAGUCCUCUGGCUUCCUUCAACAAAAAGAAAUUAUGUCCACACAACAGCCCCAGGAUUCACCCAGGUCUAUAAUAAUAUAGACGACAUGAAACGCAAUAAAGGAAAUCAUCUGAACCUGAAAUACAGCAAAAAUAGUACAACAGAAAUCAGAGAACUUCGAAAGACAGAAGUUGAAGUGAACUUAUGGGUUGUCAAUGAGAGGUGGCUCUUCUCGCUGCUGUGGUGUGCAGGAGCAAGCUCUGUUACCACCAAUGCCUGUCACAUACUGAAGGACAUAGAGAAGCCGGACUGGAUCAUACCAUAUCACCUGUACCGAAAAAUAUGCUUUAUUGUGGACUUUGCAUCAAUACUGGUAAUGGCCGGGAUCUUUGUCAAUCAGUGGCCUCAGAACCAGAAGGACCUCACCAAGUUGGAACGAGAAAGAAAUGUUCCCCUUCUUACCAAUAAGCAAGUAGUUUGAUGAUGAUGAUGACCCCUACUAACGCCACAGGAUGACCCCCACCAACACCACAGGAUCACUAACCACUGGCAGCUCUUUUUUUCUGAUAAAAGAAACACGUUGCCUGCCUGAAUGUUGUGGUAAAAUGUAAAUUAAAUGUAGUUUAUUUGAUGUCCCACUAGACAGCAUAUAUUUUUGUUGUCUGUAGUAAUGUAUAUUAUUAAAUACAAAUGUUUGGAUGUAUUUUAUAUUCCUGGUGCUUUUUUAAGUCGUUACUGUUACAUUUCCUGUUUACUGAGCCAUAAUAAAACUAAAACUGAG
Molecule: messenger RNA, 2155 nt
Organism: Periophthalmus magnuspinnatus
Lineage: Eukaryota; Metazoa; Chordata; Actinopteri; Gobiiformes; Gobiidae
Gene: gdpd2
Product: glycerophosphodiester phosphodiesterase domain containing 2
Exons: 15
Coding region: 245-1855 (536 amino acids)
Biological process (GO): lipid metabolic process
Cellular component (GO): membrane
Molecular function (GO): glycerophosphodiester phosphodiesterase activity
Source: RefSeq, a predicted model, not a curated record